AAGGCGAUGCUCUCUAGAAGAGGCGGCAGCAGCAACAGCCGCAGCCAGUACAUACCAAUGCCAGAGAAUGACCCUGCCGUGUUCACCUCCAACACUCUGCCCUCUGACCCCCGUCUCCUUGUGACUGUGACCAAUGCCUAUGUGGGCACUCGUGUCUAUAGGGACAUCCUCCAUGUGAAUGGCGUGUAUAAUGGAGCCGUGGGGGACACGCAUCGUGCUGACAUCCCCAGUCCUAUCAAUGUCCGGAUGAAUGUGGCUGCUGAGGACAGGCCAAGUGAGACAUUCUCUUUAGACACAAGGACAGGGACCUAUGUACACAUGAUCCAGUGCUCUGGUUAUACAGCCACUCAUAAGAUCUAUGCCCACCAUUCCCUUGUUCACCUUCUGGCCUUCAGCAUAACCAUUCAGAAAUCAACUCUUGAACCUCAGCCCAUUACUGUGAACCUCCAGGCCCAGUUCACACCAAUGAGUCCUGAUCUGGAUUUGCAUAGAAAGGCAGAUUUCCAGGGAGCUCAUUAUCUCUGUGGGAAGACAUUGGUCCCUGAAGUGGAGGGCGGUCCCCAGCCUACUGUCCACAUGAUCUGGACUCCAGUGCCACAGUCGGUGACUCUCUCUGGGGAGGAAAAGGAGAAGAGUUGGGAGUUCCUCACUGCUAUAGCUGAGAGCGAAGAGGAUGUGAAAAGGAGCUUUAGUGAAGGACUGUCACUUAUUCUUUCUGGUGCUUUGUACGAAUCUCACACCCAGGCAUGGGUGGAGCUCUGGGAAGGGUGCUUUGUAGAGGUUGAUGGGCCUCUUCCACUGAGCCAGGCCAUCUAUGGAUGUCUCUAUUACCUGUUAAGUGCAAUUCCUUCCCUGGGUUCGUCUGACUUUCUGUUCUCUGGAAUCAGCCCUGGCGGCCUUUCUAAUGGCACACAAGGUGAAGAUUACUGGGGCCAUGUCUUCUGGGACCAGGAUACCUGGAUGUACCCAAACAUCUUAAUUUUCUACCCAGAAGCUGCUCGUGCUAUCUUGAAAUACAGGAUCCGAACACUAGAGGGAGCCCUGUACAAUGCUAAGGAACAAGGAUACAAGGGUGCAAAGUUCCCCUGGGAGAGUGCAGCAACGGGUCGAGAGGUCUGCCCUGAAAAAGUGUAUGGAGACCAGGAAAUUCACAUCAAUGGAGAUGUGAUGCUGGCGUUUGAACAGUAUUACUACAUCACACAGGAUCUGAAGCUCUUCCAGCAGGAAGGAGGCUGGGACGUAGUCCGUGCUAUUGCUCAGUUCUGGUGCAGCCGGGUGGUGUGGAACCCGGAAGAACAGAACUACCACAUCACUGGUGUCCUUCCCCCAGAUGAGUAUCAUUUUGCUGUGGAUAAUUCUGUUUAUACGAACGCUAUUGCCCAGCGAAGUUUGAGUUUUGCAAUUGACUUGAGUUCGCAAUUGCAUAUUCCCAUCCCUGAAGAGUGGAAGGAAGUUGCGAUGAAAAUUAAAGUGCCAUUUGAUAAAAGCAGGGCCUACCACCCGGAGUUCGAUGGGUACUCCCCAGGUGAGCCGGUGAAACAGGCUGAUGUUGUCUUGCUUGGAUUCCCUCUUCUGUAUCCCAUGGACCCUGAAGUCCGAAGGAACGAUCUGGAGAUGUAUGAGCCUGUGACGGACCCUCAGGGGCCAGCCAUGACCUGGAGCAUGUUUGCUGUUGGUUGGCUGGAACUGAAGGAGGCUGAACGAGCACAGCAACAAUUGGCCAAGUGUUUCGGCAACAUCACUGAACCAUUCAAGAUCUGGGUGGAGAAUUGUGAUGGAUCUGGAGCAGUGAACUUCCUCACGGGGAUGGGUGGAUUCCUGCAAGCCAUCCUUUUUGGAUACACUGGGUUCAGGAUCACCAAGAAGAGUUUGAAAUUUGGUCCUGUUUGCUCUGAUGACAUAAAGGAACUAAAGAUCACUGGAGUGUGCUACUUAGGAAGUAAGCUGAAUUUCACCUUCACCAAAGAAAAGAUCAGCAUCAAAGUGACAAAGUCCUUGUCCAGCUCCACCAUGCUGGAGGCUGUGCUGGCAGGAACAGGCAAGCACCUCCCCUUAAAUGAAGGACAGUGUGUCUCCUUUCCUAUAGCUGCUGGUUGGAUCCAGAAAGUAUCUGUCGAGAUAUUUUAAGCGUAUGUUACUCAUGACAAGUAUGAAAGCCAACAAGCUUUGGAAGAAUGGCAGAGAGCAGGAGUUUUAGCAAUCUGUGGUCUGUAAAUAUGCAGGAGGACAGAGGAGUCUGAGUUUUAGCUGCCUUCAGUGUGUACAUAAGCAACCUGCUCAAGUGGGAGUUGGUUUGAAAUUCUGCAAUGCCAGCAUCACAGCAUGUACCUUCCUUCCUGACUAGUGAGAAGGCGUUUGACAGGUUCUGCAUUGGGGAGAAGAGGAAGGAAAUACUUUCCCCAGUCUUUCUUUUUAUGGAGAAGCCUAAUCCCUGAAGGACCUUGUUACACACCCCUCAGUCCUCAGUAAAUGUCUGUGCUCAGGUGCCCCAGAUAACAGGGUGUACCAGCACGUCAACUUAAUGCUCUUGUGUACCAAGUUAUAUCUGCAGGCUCAAUGGACAGGUGCUCCAAGUACCUGCUUAUGCCAGCAGGCCAACUUAAUGCUCCUGUGCACCAAUUUAUACUUGCAAGCUGACACACACAUACUCCAAGCACAAGUUUAUACCAGCAGGUCAACUUUACCCCUCUAUGCACGCGAGCUUCAAUACUCCCAAGUACUGGUUUACACUGGCAGGCUAGCUUGAUACCGCUGCAUGUCAGUCUAUAUUCUGCAAGCUUAAUUCCAAGGCUUUUCUGACCAUUCCUGCCUAACAUAAAGAGGGGUUCAACCAGUGAGCAGACACAAGGAACCAGACCAGCAGUGUCUUUUUGUAUUUUCCUUAAAUAAAUAAAUAUGGUAUCCUCUCAUCCUUUCACCCUGUCAGCAUAACCGCCCAGAGAUGAAAAUUUGGGGCAGUGUACAAAUUUGAUUAUUAAUAAUAAUAAAUAAGCAGCUCCUUA
Molecule: messenger RNA, 3002 nt
Organism: Hemicordylus capensis (graceful crag lizard)
Lineage: Eukaryota; Metazoa; Chordata; Lepidosauria; Squamata; Cordylidae
Gene: PGGHG
Product: protein-glucosylgalactosylhydroxylysine glucosidase
Exons: 14
Coding region: 7-2127 (706 amino acids)
Biological process (GO): carbohydrate metabolic process
Molecular function (GO): catalytic activity
Source: RefSeq, a predicted model, not a curated record